CAUUCACCACCCCUCCCUGAUCAAAUCCCCCAUUGUAUCUUGGUUACACAACUCCUCCUCACGUAUGCGCAAAAGCUUUAUCAACGGGUUCACUGCGGUCGCGCGAUUCUCAUUAUGGCUUUCAACCCCUCUCUCAGCACUACAGUCAACAACACUGCGGCCAUGAACGCAACCUCUUCUCAGUACCUCAAUCCGUCCGAGACUGCCAUGCUGGAUGUCUUCAUUCCAGGAUACUCCUUCAUCUCUCGGUUCUUGAUAUCCUAUCUGCAUAUCGACGUCUCUCAAUAUAUUCCCUACAUUCUAACCGCCAUCGCUUUUCUUGCGUCGCUCCAAUUUGUAUACAUCCGGUCUUACGAGAUCCUAAGCGACUAUUGUGUCUCAACCGCCGAGAUCCGCCUCGAGGACGAAGUAUACAAUUACCUCAUGUUUUGGAUGGCGCAGCACCCGGCUACCAAACGAUCGACUCAGUUUGUCGCCAGCACCAAGAUCUCCAGCGGAGCGCGGUACUACGAUUCCGACGACGAGGCAGAUUUGGGAGAUGAGGAUGAGUACGACGAGGACGGAAAUGUCAUCUCGGACUUCGAGGAUUACUGGGCCAAAACCGUCGCACGCGACAAGUUUAAACGACUCCGCUUCACCCCGGCCGAAGGGAAGCAUUUCUUCUGGUUCAAGGGUCGUCUUCUGACCUUCACCCGUGCCAAGGAGGAGAACAACAACACCAUCUCGUAUAUGCGAUACGUGCCUGAGCGGUUGUUCAUUUCCUGUCUGGGUCGUGAUCCGACGAUUCUGAAGGAGCUGCUGGCUGAAGCACAGAGAGCGUGGGUGGCACGAGAUGGGAACAGCACUUUGAUCUAUCGCGGCCAGAAGAACGGCGGGUACACCGACUGGGUGCGGUGCAUGGCGCGCCACCCCCGACCUCUCUCCACCGUGGUGUUGGACCAGGCUCAGAAACAGGCAUUCAUCAAGGACAUCAAGGAGUACCUUCAUCCCCGCACGAGGAGAUGGUAUUCCAAUCGCGGUAUUCCCUACCGCCGUGGCUAUCUGCUUCAUGGACCUCCCGGCACUGGGAAAACCAGUCUCUGUUUUGCGGCAUCGGGUCUCCUUGGUCUCCCAUUAUAUCUACUGAACCUAAGCUCGAAGAGCCUUGAUGAGGAUGACCUCAUGUCUUUGUUCCAGGAACUACCCCGACGAUGCAUUGUCCUUCUCGAGGAUGUCGACUGCGCCGGUAUCACGUCAAAGCGCGCUGCCAACCCAGAGGACAGCAAAAAUACCGACAACAAGGCCGCUCCCAACACCAACACUCCCAACGGCACCGAUGCCAAGAAGCCCUCGGAAGAAACUACCACCGACAACAAAGGGAUCACUCUGUCUGGCCUUCUCAACGUGAUUGACGGCGUCGCAGCCAGUGAAGGCCGGAUCCUCAUCAUGACGACCAACCACCCUGAGAAGCUCGAUGCCGCGCUCCUCCGUCCAGGACGAGUCGACAUGAGCAUCACCUUUGGCUACGCCCGAACCGCAGAUGUCCAGGAACUGUUCUCGUCCAUCUAUUCCACACUAGAGGGCGACUUGCGCUCUAUCACGCCCAACGGAAACGCCAAGGAUAGUACACGGAACGGCCUCAAGGACCUCGGAGAUGAGAAACUUCCACCCAUCUCAGAUGCGAUUCUCAAAUUGGCCGAAGAGUUCGCGGCUCGGGUUCCGUCGGGUGAGUUCACGGCCGCUGAGGUCCAGGGCUACCUCCUGAACUACAAAUCCGAUCCCGCCACCGCGAUUUCCGAUACUGCGGCUUGGUUGCAGCGUACUGAAAAGAUGCGAAAGGAGCGGAAAGAGAAGUCUGAGAAACAGGCUGCAUGAACAUACGGGCAUAUUCUUAUUGGCAAUGACGAUCAUGACGAAGAUAACUAUAGAGAUAGAUACCCUACUCUUAAUGAACUGUACUAUAAGCAUAACCGAAUCCUUGUUCUUUCUUUUCUUGCCUCUAGACUUCACAGAUGACACCCCUACUGAGCCCCCAGCCACAGACAAACA
Molecule: messenger RNA, 2028 nt
Organism: Aspergillus ibericus CBS 121593
Lineage: Eukaryota; Fungi; Ascomycota; Eurotiomycetes; Eurotiales; Aspergillaceae
Product: BCS1 and AAA domain-containing protein
Exons: 2
Coding region: 115-1854 (579 amino acids)
Biological process (GO): protein insertion into mitochondrial inner membrane from matrix; mitochondrial respiratory chain complex III assembly
Cellular component (GO): mitochondrial inner membrane
Molecular function (GO): ATP binding; ATP hydrolysis activity
Source: RefSeq, a predicted model, not a curated record